Molecule: messenger RNA, 3201 nt
Organism: Heteronotia binoei (common prickly gecko)
Lineage: Eukaryota; Metazoa; Chordata; Lepidosauria; Squamata; Gekkonidae
Gene: NT5C2
Product: 5'-nucleotidase, cytosolic II
Exons: 20
Coding region: 546-1847 (433 amino acids)
Biological process (GO): adenosine metabolic process; IMP metabolic process
Molecular function (GO): 5'-nucleotidase activity
Source: RefSeq, a predicted model, not a curated record
CUGCAAAUAUGGAUGGGUAUGCUCUGAAGAAAUAUCGCCGGGAAGCAUAUCACCGGGUUUUUGUGAACAGAAGUCUAGCCAUGGAAAAAAUAAAGUGCUUUGGAUUUGAUAUGGAUUAUACAUUAGCCGGGGAGUCCAGUGUAACUCCUUCAAGACUGGAGUGACACUCAGCAUCUGCAUCUGCCUCAUUGUAUAAGUCUCCAGAAUAUGAAUCCCUUGGGUUUGACCUGACAGUUGAGCGAUUAGUUUCAAUUGGAUAUCCUCAAGAGCUGCUCAAUUUUGUCUAUGAUCCUGCAUUCCCAACCAGUGGAAGCCAGUGAUGCAGAGUGCUGGUGAGGAAGCACACUAUGUGACUGUUGCAUCAUGGCUAAACAAAAGUUCAAUGGGACUCUGUCAGCAAAGUGUCCUCCUUAGGGUCAGAUUCUAGUUUGGACAGAACAUGAUAGAACUGGCUCAGAGGCCUGGUGUUUGAUUCCCUUUAUGGAAACUUGUUAAAAGUUGAUGCCUAUGGGAACAUCCUAGUAUGUGCACAUGGCUUUAACUUCAUGAGAGGGCCAGAGAUCCGAGAGCAGUAUCCUAAUAAAUUCAUCCAGAGGGAUGACACUGACAGGUUUUAUAUUCUAAACACUCUGUUCAACCUACCAGAAACCUACUUGUUGGCUUGUCUGGUUGAUUUUUUUACUAAUUGUGACAGAUAUGCAAGCUGUGAAACAGGGUUUAAAGAUGGAGACCUCUUCAUGUCCUUCAGAAGCAUGUUCCAGGAUGUGAGAGAUGCUGUGGAUUGGGUUCAUUAUAAGGGAUCUCUCAAGGAGAAGACAGUUGAGAAUCUUGCAAAGUAUGUGGUGAAAGAUGGGAAGCUGCCUCUGCUCUUGAGCCGUAUGAAUGAGGUGGGAAAAGUGUUCCUUGCCACCAACAGUGAUUAUAAAUACACUGAUAAAAUAAUGACUUACCUGUUUGAUUUUCCACAUGGACCAAAGCCUGGCAGCUCUCAUCGGCCAUGGCAAUCCUACUUUGACCUCAUUCUUGUGGAUGCACGCAAGCCUCUCUUUUUUGGGGAAGGUACAGUCUUGAGACAAGUGGACACAGUUACUGGCAAGUUGAAGAUUGGUACCUACACAGGUCCCCUACAGCAUGGCAUUGUCUACUCUGGGGGCUCCUCUGAUACCAUCUGUGAUCUUUUGGGGGCCAAAGGCAAAGACAUUUUAUAUAUUGGAGAUCAUAUCUUUGGAGAUAUUCUGAAGUCCAAGAAACGUCAGGGUUGGAGGACUUUUUUAGUAAUUCCAGAACUGGCACAGGAACUUCAUGUCUGGACAGACAAAAGCUCCCUUUUUGAAGAACUUCAGAGUCUAGACAUCUUCUUAGCAGAGCUAUACAAACAUUUGGAUAGCAGCAGCAAUGAGCGCCCUGACAUCAGUUCCAUCCAGAGGCGAAUAAAGAAAGUGACUCAUGAUAUGGACAUGUGCUAUGGAAUGAUGGGAAGCCUGUUCAGAAGUGGCUCCCGACAGACGCUGUUUGCCAGUCAAGUGAUGCGCUACGCAGAUCUUUAUGCAGCAUCUUUCAUCAACCUCCUAUACUACCCCUUCAGUUAUCUCUUCAGAGCUGCCCAUGUACUGAUGCCACAUGAGUCAACUGUGGAGCACACCCAUGUGGAUAUUGAGACAGAAUCACCAAUGGCUACACGCAACCGCACUUCAGGGGAUUUCAAAGAUUCUGACAAACGACACCAGUUGACCCGAUCUGUUAGUGAGAUCAAACCUCCUAAUCUUUUCCCUCAAGCUCCACAAGAGAUCACACAUUGCCAUGAUGAAGAUGACGAUGAAGAGGAGGAGGAGGAGGAGGAAGAAUAGAGAAGGAAUUUGAACAACAGACAGCAUGGCUGUAGCAGGGAUUGACAGGAACAGAUUUCCACUUCUGAGGUUUGGGAUUAGGGUUAGGGAUAAUAAAAUUAACACUAAUCAGAAGAUGUAUUCCAGAUGUCAACAAAUUUGUAUUGGAGAAGGUAGGACCAGAUGCAGGUGCCUAAUUGCACUGUUCCACCUGUAGAACAUGGGUGUGGUGGGAUGCAUGUGUUCUGCCUCCUCUACUGGUACAUUUAGUUAAAACUGCCUCCUUGGGGAUGGUUUGCAUUUAUUGCAGUGAAUCUGCUUUAGGCUCUCCUGUGUCCCCAGUGUUCCAGUAUCAGUUUUUCACAGAAGCUGUUUCCUUUUGUUCCUCAGUUUUAGGACAAAGAUGUAUCCUAAUCCUGGAUGCAAGAGAAUGGCAGUAAUUCCAGGGUUGACUCUACCCCUGUCAAGCACAACUUGGUUUUGAAAUGUUUCAUUCUUUAACCUCAUUAUAGUGGGGUUCUGCUUCUGGUCUUUUUUUGUAUUGAUGGUUUUAAAAGCUAUCAUGCUACAUACUUUUUAUUGUUAGAUAGCUAGUUUGCCUGCUGAGAUUCCAAAGUUUAUAUUAGCUUCAUCUCUGGCAUGUGGUGCAUGUGUUCUAGGACCUUCUAAAAUGGGUCCUUUUGCCAUGUGCUUGUGUUCUGGCAAGAGACUCCUAAACAGCAGUACAUCUUAUAGUUGUAAAAAACCCACACCAUUUUUGGAGGGGAAAGAACUGUCUAUACCACCUCUCCUGGCCUUACUGUUGUGAUGCUGUGAACUUGAUGGAAUACCCUGUAAACUCCUACAGGUUUGUUUGCAGCCACUUUAAUCUCUGAUGUGAAAUCCUCGUAAAUGGAAAUACAGGGUCCAGAAACCUGGGCAAAGAGGAAGCAGUGGCCUUCUCUGGGAAGUCCUUGCUAGGACUGCUCUUUAUGUCCAUUCCACGAAUGAGAGUAAUUGAAGGCAUACAGCAUGCUUGUUGUUUGUACAUGGAUCUCAGAGCCUGGUAUGUCAUCCUGUCCAUGAGUUCAGUUUGUUACGCUAAAAAGCACGUUUCCUCUGAAUUAUCCUGUACUGCAAGGAGAGCCUACUUCCAUCUUUGCACAAACAGGCGGUAUAUACUGUUUCCUGGGGUGCAACACAUCCCAUAUCAUACUGUGCCAUUCAGGUAUAGAAGAUAGAAAAAGAGGCCCUAUUUUAAGAUAUUUGAACUUUAGUUUGAAUCAGUUAGCUGUAAUUUUCUUCCAUUAUUAAAGUAUAUUGAACUGCAAAUUGGCAGGACAAUCUGAUGCUGCUGUGGUAAAUCUGCAAAUUAAUAAAUCAUGAGAUUUCAUAA